Molecule: messenger RNA, 3159 nt
Organism: Recurvomyces mirabilis
Lineage: Eukaryota; Fungi; Ascomycota; Dothideomycetes; Mycosphaerellales; Teratosphaeriaceae
Exons: 2
Coding region: 1-3159 (1052 amino acids)
Biological process (GO): regulation of DNA-templated transcription
Cellular component (GO): nucleus
Molecular function (GO): DNA-binding transcription factor activity; transcription cis-regulatory region binding
Source: RefSeq, a predicted model, not a curated record
AUGGGUCAGACUUCUUCACAGCUGCUUGCGUCAACACAUCACGCCGAGGACACACGACCAUCACGAACAGAAAUGCAAUACAGCAGGGCCGGGUCACCCCUAGAGUCUGAGAUCAAUGUCAUGAAUCCACGGUCAAAGUCGAUCAUUGGGACAAGCCCGAUGAUGUCGCCAAAGACGACACAGAAGCGCAAGCGAGAUGAUGAGCAUGGCGCAAAAGACGUAGAUGUGCCGAAGAAGAAGAAGAUGCGCAAGAUCAGGAAGGGAAGUGGGCGACCCAGAGAUCCUUCGUUGCUAAAGAAGUCGGUAACGACGGCGGAUGGUGUGCAGCAGAGCGAUGGCGUGGGCCUUGAGGUCCACACAAACGUCGAGCAGGGACUAAGCCGACCCGAUCUGGGAGGCACGAACGCCGACGUUGUCAACAAGAACGUAGAAGCGCGCAUCGAAGAUACAAUGGUGCGAGUGAAUGUGCGACCCUGGGAAGUCGAAGAAAAGCACGAUCUCAAGAAGGCCAAGAAGAGGCGUGAGAAGAAGGACGGUACCCAAGCUGAGCAGAGUGCGCACCCAGAUGGACAUCGAAUCAGCCUUGUCGGUCAGCGUGGUCCACGCAGCCGGAGACAGAGCAGAGCCGGUUCAUUUUCGAGACCCAAUGAUUCCGAACGCUAUCGGCCCAGCAACGACCCAGCAGCGCAACUCAGCAGCGGGGAUAUCUAUGGCGACGGCCAACAGCUCGCGGUUUCAUGUGUCGACCCUGAUAUGCAGAAGAAUCUCCCAGAGCCACAUGCAGCAGUCGAUCCACCUGUGGUCAACAGAUACGACACCGGGAACCACGAGGAGAACAUAGCCUCAGCGGACGAAGUGCUUGCUGAGCUGGAAAUGCUAAUAAAGGAGCUCAGGCACCUCACCCGCAAGAAGAUCCCAGACAAGCAUGUGAGACUAUCUUUGAUGCACCGCUCGUUGACGUGUAUUGGCGACUACUUGUACACCUGGCUGGCGCAAGACGAUGAUAUGAUCAGUCACAUCUGGGAACAAAUUGCACAGACAGCGUGGCCGCGGCAUAACGGACCUCAGACAACUGGAGAAUCCUUGCUUCGUGUCUACCGCGAACAGACUAAGGAUGACGAGGGAUUGCGGGUUCGAAGAACGCCACAAGGCGAAGGUGAUCGUGUCGCCAAAUUGAUCCGCGAGGAAAUAGAGCAGCAUGAAAGGCCACCCAGUGGAUCACCUGCGGUGUUGCCUCAAGCUGUCCCGUCUCUAAUCCCUCAAUGCCCCGCAACGGAUAUGCGCGUGGUAGAGCCAAGACCUGCGAUGACACCGCCGGGAUCCAACCCGAAGGAUAACACGCUAAGAGAGCCUUCUGGAUCAUUCAACGAAGGAGUACGUGGAGUCGCUGGAUGGGUCGAGGCACACGACGAGGGCGCUGCUGAUCCCAACAUUGCUUCUCCCCGCCGUGAGCGGGCUCAGAAGACAGCACCGCCAGAUAAUAAACCUGCUGUUGUCGACCUCAAUAUCGGACGCGCGUUACCGGUCACGUUACCGCACCCUCUCGAGAGUGGGCCAAGCUCAGGGCUGUUCUCGGCUGCUGAGAAAGCAGUUGCGGACGAUGUGUUCGACUACGUCUGUCAGCGAAACCAGUUCGAUCUGUUCGAAUUCCGGGCCUCGACGAUCGAUUGGCGUAAUGUGGCGCCAGAGUUCAAGGUAGAGUUGGCCGCAGCCUUACCAAAGAGAACAUCGCGGGCGUUAAGGAAAUUCGCUAUGCGACGCUACCGGCCAAAGAAAGAUGGCGCUUUCGACAAGGAGGAGGAUGAGCGACUUGUGAACGCAGUGGCGGAAUACGGUCAACACUGGCAAGACGUCGCCGAUAUCGUGGGUGACCGGACCGCCGAUCAGUGCCGUGACCGGUAUCGACUUAUACUCCAGUAUGGCGACGAUCGUGCGGUCGGACCUUGGAGCCAAGAAGAAGAGGCUACCCUUGUCACGAUUGUACACGAGGUCAUGGAGCAGAUAAGGCAAGCCAAUAUCGACAAAGGUGAUAUCGUAAAUGAGGACAGCGAGGUCCAGAGGAUGAUAAACUGGGAGACAGUGGCUACCAAGAUGAGUUCCAGGAGAAGUCGAAAGCGAUGCAGUGAGAAGUGGACCCAGCUCGUGGCGCGAAAUCAUGGCCAGCUACCAAUAGCGCAAACAGCUACUGCUGCAGCGCAAGCACCAAUUGCUGAGUAUGAUGGCCAUAGCAAGAAGCAGCGAGCUGUCAACAAGAAGUACGACAUGUUCGCUAUCGGCGACGUGUACGAUGUUCUUGAAGAGAUUGCCUCUGCGCUGGAGGACCGCAGUAAGGUUUACAGUCACGAAAGCACUGUAUGGGCCAUCAUCACCAGCAAGAACCAGGAGAGUCGAUUUACUGGGCCAUUGCGGCGUAAGGCCUACCACGAUGCCCUUGAGACGUAUGGGCAGAAAGGUAAGAUAUCCAAGCAGACGACCAUUGCUGGCAAAGCUGCUGCAAUGAUAGCGUAUCUUGACGGGUAUGCCAAGCGCAAGAAGAUAGAGCAAUUCGAAAGAGCAUACAUGCCAGAGAAGAGGAAGCCGAAGGCUAAGCCACAGGCCAGGCCAGCGAUGCCUACUGCUUCGCUACCUGCAUCACCAGUCGUCAGGCAGGCCCCCGAGCGUGUAAAGCCUUCAUCAGGAUUGCGUCGCUCUGAAGCUGCGCCUAGGUCUGGCAGAAACAAACGACCACAAUUCCUCAGUGCGGAAAAAGUGGAGGAUAGUGAUGCAGAAGCCGAGGACGACGAGGUAGUCGACGCUAAACCUGCGCUUCUGGACAACCCUGAUGCAGACUACACGGAGGCCGAACGCAAGAACAUUGACGAGGACAAUGACAUGAACGAAGACAAUGAUAGAGAUGAUGGAGCAGACCAGCAGAUACUGGCGAUCGAUCCACCAGCUCAUGAAAACGCGAAAGUGCCCGUGAUCCCGGAGACCCAGCAAGAGCAGGCUGUAGCCGGUGCUCAAGCUGCCCCGAGUGCCCUAGACGACGCCGUGACCGUCUCGUCGCUCAAUAGUAGGUGGAAUCGUAGAGUGGCUCGGCCUAGCUUGGGCGCAGAUGAAUUCAUGGCGAGGUGUCGACGAGCAGGGAGAAGGCAGCAUGCAGCCUAUACGGCUACCUGA